AAAUAUUAAUAACCGUAGAGUGGCGGUGGUAGUGGAGGAGGCGCGGGGCUGAGGACGCCGACUGCCGCUACUUCAUAUUAACCAUUUUCCUGUUAGUUUUCUUACCAGACUCUUAGAAGUAAGGAGGCAAUAUGUCUAUGUCAGGUGCAGAAUACCUGGCCUCCAUCUAUGGCACAGAGAAGGAUAAGGUCAACUGCUCCUUCUACAUCAAAACUGGGGCUUGCCGCCACAGUGAAAGAUGUUCCAGAAAGCAUAACAAGCCACAGUACAGUCAAACAGUGGUGAUGCAGAACAUGUAUGUGAGUCAACAGAACUCUGCAAAGUCAGCUGAUGGUUCCCACCUUGCCAAUAUGAGUGACCAUGAGAUUCAAGAGCAGUUUGAGUAUUUCUUUGAAGAUGUAUUUUUUGAAUGUGAAGAAAAAUAUGGUGAAAUCGAAGAGAUGUGCGUCUGCGAUAACCAGUGUGACCACCUACGAGGUAAUGUUUAUAUUAAAUUCAGGCGAGAAGAGGAUGCUGUAAAGGCUGCAGAAGAUUUGAACAACCGGUGGUACAUGUUCCGUCCAAUCUACUGUGACCUGUGCCCUGUCGCUGACUUCCGUGAGGCAUGUUGUAGGCAAUUUGAAAUGGGUCAGUGUGGCAAAGGAGGCUUCUGUAACUUUUGGCAUGUUAAGCCAAUCUCACAUCACCUUAAGAAUCUACUUGCCCGUUCAUCCCGCUCUCGCUAUAAGUACCGAUCUCGCUCGCGCUCUAGGUCACGGGAUAAGCACUCGGAUAAACACACAGACGGCAAGCACAGGCGAAGGUCUCGUUCACGUUCUCGUGAUCGUGACCGCCGGGACCGCAGAGGACGGUACUGAGAUGAGAGCAGGGUUGCUUUACUUUUUUACUUGUCUUUUACACAAGUGUAGGGGUUUGAAAAUGUACAACAAAUGCAUAAAACUGAUCAUGUAACUAAAAUAACUUUUAAAAUGUUUAGAAUAUAGAGACUGAAAGUUGUAACUAUGAACUGGAGAAUCUUUGUAGACCUUCCAACGUUUUUACAGGUUACCUGACAUUGGAUUUAAUUUUUAUCUCAAAUCCCAAAUGUGUAUCACUGUAUCUGAAUGGUCUAAAGACUUAAAUAUUGUUGCAAACUGUAUUUUCUUAAUAUUUUUAUAAAUGUUUAAACUGACAAAAAGAAGUUUGCCUAUCAUUAGAAAUGCACAGACUUAGGGAUGACUGUACUAAGAAAAGUUGGAACAUGUCAUACAUUUUAUACACACUUCAGGUAUACAUCUUUAUUGUUUCCUAUUAAUGUGUGUGAUCUUUUUAAUAACAUAACUGGUAGCUCUCACUUGUUUAUUAUAGUACAAGUCAACACAUAUUCUCCACAUUGCUUUAUGAUAAAAUUGAUAGUAAUCCCUGGUGGACCAUUCAGAUACUUACGUAGGGUUAGUGAAUGUGACAUGAGUAGUCAUUGUGUUUUGUAAAGAAAUCAGUCUGACUCAAGAUUAUCUUCAAAGUACUGUCGGUCUAUUUUCCUUUUCAUAUAUUCUUCAUAAUGUGAUUCAUCUCAACUUUUAGAAUUAGAGAAUUAGAAGUAGAGAAUAGGAAGUAGAUUUGGCAAGUUUCUCCAUACUGUAGUCUAAAAAAAUUUAUGAAUGUUUCAGAAAUGGCAUUCAGUACUUUAGUUUUGUAAAUUAGUGUUUCGUGUAGUGGAUAAAAACAAUUCACACUAACUAAUUGUGUCACAUGAUUUCAUUGAAAUGGCCAUGCAAAGUGGUGGUAUGUUACUUGGGAAAUGUGCUGUAUUUUUGUUUUCCAUAAAGUAUUAUGUAAGAUUAUCCUGUAUCAUUUUAAUUGAGAUAUCAAAGAAUACAGCUCUCAGCUAAAAA
Homarus americanus (American lobster) is the source of this 1874-nucleotide messenger RNA. RefSeq names its product splicing factor U2af 38 kDa subunit-like. Gene Ontology annotation, cellular component: spliceosomal complex; U2AF complex. The transcript is spliced from 3 exons. The record is from RefSeq and is a predicted model, not a curated record. Gene Ontology annotation, molecular function: pre-mRNA 3'-splice site binding; metal ion binding. Gene Ontology annotation, biological process: mRNA splicing, via spliceosome. Lineage: Eukaryota; Metazoa; Arthropoda; Malacostraca; Decapoda; Nephropidae. The coding region runs from base 132 to 857 and encodes 241 amino acids.